AAGUCUUGGGCACUUUUUACCAGGCAUUCUAAAUCGUGCAUUGCUCGCUGUCUGACCCUCAGCCCCAUAUCGUUGUGCCGCUUCAUCAUCUGGUCCAUCACGUCUCUCGUGAUCUUGCUCUGAAUGUUGAACACCUCGAACGUCGCCUGCGAGCUGGUCGUGAGCGACGGAUCUGCUUCAGGGGAACUCGCGCGGGCCUUGGCGCACAUCUUGCGGGUCUUUUUCGUUUUGGAGUACUUUUCCACCGUUCUCGACAGGUCGUCGCGUUUGAUCUCCUUCAAGAGCCGCGCAAAGUUAUCCAACUUUGUGGCGGAAAAGACUCCCAUGUUGUGCAUGUAUUCGAGGACGACCAUCGGCUGUUUGUCUUUGUAUUGCGGCGGGAGCUUGCAGAUGUAGACCAGUUUGUUGGUUUCCGUGUCAGAUAGGCGUUCCGCUAAACGGAGGACGAAAAUGCGGAAUUCUAUCUCUAGUUCGUUGGGGUCCAUCUUUGCAGCUAGCAGAGCUAUUUUGGAGGUGAAUUCGCGUGUCGGACUGCUGGAUGAUUGAGCGACGUAAGUCUUU
Messenger RNA from Geodia barretti, 561 nucleotides. NCBI's taxonomy places the organism in Eukaryota, Metazoa, Porifera, Demospongiae, Tetractinellida, Geodiidae. The record is from the annotation of a GenBank genome assembly.